Lachancea dasiensis is the source of this 1653-nucleotide messenger RNA. The record is from the annotation of a GenBank genome assembly. NCBI's taxonomy places the organism in Eukaryota, Fungi, Ascomycota, Saccharomycetes, Saccharomycetales, Saccharomycetaceae.
AUGACGCUGGUUCUUGAUAUGAACUCCACUGCCGGACGCUCUGGUUCUGAAGAACUGCUGAUACGAAGAAAAUCUACAAUUGCCAAAAUCCUCAGGUCUUUCAGUAGCUCCAGCUCGAGCUCCAGCCCUAUCCAGCGCAGGGGAAAGCCAACCAUUUCCAGCCCCACGGCUGCCUUCCAAAGCCCGAGCGGAUGCUUGAAUACUAAGCGCAGUCAAGUGUUUUUCGAUGUGUGUCAGGACUUCCUUCCUCAUGAAAGCGAUAAUUUCGGCUUCCCAGGGACACGCUCGGCUGAUGGCUCUGUGGAACCACGCUUUGCUCAACAAGGACUUGGAAACCAAAACCAGCUUUUGAACGUGCACCGUGGUGAAAUUGUGCGGCUGGUUGAAAACAUGCCUAAUAACUUGGUAUUGGUGCGUCUAGAAUAUCGCCUAGGCCAAGGGCUGGUACCGGCUAGAUGUCUCACUCUAAACAAUACCCUAACACCAUUCUCACAAACAUUGACUCUGGCGAACCAAUUUUUGACACCUCCAAAGUCAAACGAUGCCCUUUCGUCGUCCUUGGAUCUGGAUCAGCAGCAUUUGAAAUGCCAGGAUGUCUCAGCUGAGUCACAAGAUAAUCGAAGAGCUCUUCUCCCACGUCCUUCUUUUUCUUUGGUAGAUCCUAUAUCAAUCGAUGGAUCAUUGGCUAUUGCUAGUUGUCAAGUGAAGGCCAUUCAUAUCACUGAAAAUCGAGUUUGGUACAGAAUCGAUUGCGUCAUGAAGUCUGGCCACCAUCGUGCUCUUUCAAGAUUCUAUCAGGAUUUCUACUCGUUGCAUCUCUUACUCAGGGACCAGUUGAUUGUUAGUGGUCACCAAAAUGUUCAAGACUUACUUCCAGCUCUUCCCUCGCCAUGCACAGCUGUAAGCUCCACGCAGAUCGAAAACAGACUUCACGACUUUAACACAUACCUCCGCGACAUCAUCGCCUCGCCAUCCAUUUCCCAAGAGAUAAAGAGAGCUUCAAUUGAAGAAGAUUGGCUCGCUCCUAGGCCAGGCGACCUGGUAAAGACCCCUAGAGAGCUCAUUUACAGAGUCAAACGAGAGUCUUCGCAGCAUUCUAAAGCAUGUCAAUGGGAACCUGUAACAGAUUUCAGCAGUUCCUUAACCCCAUCAGCUCCUGGUGAUAUUUGGUCGACAAAACAUAAGGCCACUAUACGGCAGAGGCGGGUCACGUCACUCAGCGAAAUCACUCUAAAAGUUGACACAGUUGACACUAGCAUUCACACCCCAGCCUCCAACUCAGCUCCGGCAACGCCAAUUUCUCAAGCACGUCCCUUUGAUUCCUAUGAUAAUCCAACCCCUUCUUCUCAAGGUCAAAGGCAUAUAAAGGUGAAGGUACUUUAUCAAGAAGAGUGCUUUGCUACUAGGUGCUCGUUAUCAGACUUGGAGUCAUAUCAGCAGCUACACCAACUGUGUCAUUCCAAGGUGAAAGAUUACUUGCCGGAUGUAGACAUACCAUUAAGGAUAACAAGCAUGAAUGAUAAAAAAGAUCCAGUAUUACUUAACGGUGAAACAUUCAGUCGAUUCAUAGCAGCAUUGAAUGGGACCAAAUUUGCUGCCCACAAUAUCACACAUCACCAACUAAAAAAGCUAGUGGUGCGUGUCUCAGCAUAG